This is a messenger RNA of Harpia harpyja (harpy eagle), 2108 nucleotides long. RefSeq names its product sorting nexin 2 (gene SNX2). Lineage: Eukaryota; Metazoa; Chordata; Aves; Accipitriformes; Accipitridae. The transcript is spliced from 16 exons. Gene Ontology annotation, biological process: intracellular protein transport; early endosome to Golgi transport. Gene Ontology annotation, molecular function: phosphatidylinositol binding. The coding region runs from base 50 to 1672 and encodes 540 amino acids. The record is from RefSeq and is a predicted model, not a curated record. Gene Ontology annotation, cellular component: retromer complex; endosome; endosome membrane.
GUGCGGCUGUCACGUGAGCGCGGGGCUGGCGGCAGGGCUGGAAGGGAAGAUGGCGGCGGAGAGGGAGCCCCCGCCGCUGGGGGAGGCGCGGCCCGCCGACUUCGAGGAGCUGGAGGAAGGCGAGGACCUCUUUACCAGCACCGUGUCCACCCUGGAGUCAAGUCCUUCAUCUCCAGAGCCAGCAAGUCUUCCUGCAGAAGACCUCAGCACAAACUCCAAUGGUCCAAAGCCAGCAGAAAUCAUGCUAGAUGAUGACAGAGAAGACCUCUUUGCUGAGGAACCUAUCUUGUUACAGCUUGUAGGAAUGCUUAACCGGAGAGGAAGAGAACGAAGUUCCACAGAAGCAACAGAAGAAGUUUCACUGGACAGUCCAGAGAGGGAUCCAAUACUUUCACCAGAACCUACUCCUGCAAUCACUCCUGUAACACCUACAUUAGUAGCUCCCAGAAUGGAAUCGAAAAGUGUAACAGCCCCUGUGAUUUUUGAUAGAUCCAGAGAAGAGAUUGAAGAGGAAGCAAAUGGAGAUUUAUUUGAUAUAGAAAUCAAUGUAUCUGACCCAGAGAAAGUUGGAGAUGGCAUGAAUGCUUAUAUGGCAUACAGAGUAACAACAAAGACAUCACUUUCCAUGUUCCACAAAAAUGAAUUCUCGGUUAAAAGAAGGUUCAGUGAUUUUCUUGGCUUGCACAGCAAAUUAGCAACAAAGUACAUGCAUAUUGGUUACAUUGUGCCUCCAGCUCCAGAAAAAAGUAUUGUAGGCAUGACCAAGGUUAAAGUAGGCAAGGAAGAUUCUUCAUCUACUGAAUUUGUAGAGAAAAGAAGAGCAGCUCUAGAAAGGUAUCUACAACGAACAGUAAAACACCCAACCUUAUUACAGGAUCCAGAUUUAAGACAGUUCUUGGAAAGUUCCGAGCUGCCGAGAGCAGUUAACACCCAGGCUCUGAGUGGAGCAGGAAUAUUGAGGAUGGUGAACAAGGCUGCCGAUGCUGUCAACAAAAUGACAAUCAAGAUGAAUGAAUCGGAUGCAUGGUUUGAAGAAAAACAGCAGCAAUUUGAGAAUCUGGAUCAGCAACUUAGGAAACUUCAUGCCAGUGUCGAAGCAUUAGUCUGCCACAGAAAAGAGCUUUCAGCCAACAUAGCUGCCUUUGCUAAAAGUGCUGCCAUGUUAGGUAAUUCUGAGGACCACACUGCUCUGUCUAGAGCUUUGUCUCAGCUUGCAGAGGUUGAGGAGAAGAUAGAUCAAUUGCAUCAAGAACAAGCUUUUGCUGAUUUCUAUGUGUUCGCAGAACUUCUUGGUGAUUACAUUCGUCUCAUUGCUGCAGUAAAAGGUGUGUUUGAUCAUCGAAUGAAAUGCUGGCAGAAGUGGCAAGAUGCUCAGGUCACUUUACAAAAAAAACGUGAAGCUGAAGCAAAGCUCCAACUUGCCAACAAACCUGAUAAAUUGCAGCAAGCUAAAGAUGAGAUAAAGGAGUGGGAGACAAAAGUUCAGCAAGGGGAAAAAGAUUUUGAACAGAUCUCCAAAACCAUUCGCAAGGAAGUGGGAAGAUUUGAGGCACAACGAGUGAAAGACUUUAAAACUGUUAUUAUCGAGUACUUAGAGUCAUUAGUGCAAACACAACAGCAGCUAAUAAAAUACUGGGAGGCAUUCCUACCUGAAGCCAAAGCCAUCGCCUAAAAGAAGAAUAUUCCAAAUGACAAGACACUCUGGAUGUUUGUCCUGGAUAAAACUAAAUUCCACAGUGAAAUCACUUUAAAUCAUCCAAAUAAACCACUAUAUAUUUUAUGAAUUAACGUGUGGCUUUUUUAUAUACUACAGCAUUUUAUUAACAAGCUGCAUGUCCUGACCCUCUUUGAAGUGGACUGUGGCAUGAUGUUCUGCAAUACAUUGCUGAAUUGAACACUAUUGUGUCUUAAUACUUGCACUAAAAUGUGCACUGCAAGGCCAGAAAGCUGAUAUUUUUUUCUUUACAAUACAAUGUUCUGUAGUAAGUUUACCUGAUCUUUAUGAAACAAAUUUAAUUGCAUUGAUUAAUGUUCACUUAAACAUUCCUGUACAAAAUCAUGUUUUUGUGAUUACAAUAAUAAAGGGAUGUACCUUGUGAACCAUUGAA